Messenger RNA from Trichobilharzia regenti, 3193 nucleotides. The record is from the annotation of a GenBank genome assembly. Lineage: Eukaryota; Metazoa; Platyhelminthes; Trematoda; Strigeidida; Schistosomatidae.
AUUCAGCUUAAACUACAGUUAAAGUUGACCUGGUGGACAUUGUGUCUAUUAAAGCGAAAAUGGAAGACUACCGGAUUCAUAAAAAAGAAAUUGAACGAACUUAAAACAUAAAAACAAUUCGAACUUAAAACAGUAUUUUUAUAAACUGUGGUGUAUAUAUUCACUGAUUUCCAUUUUAAAAGCAAUAAUCAGCGUGGAAAAUGUUAAAUGAUGACUAAACUUUUAAAUUCUACCAAAUAUUCAUUUCAAAUUUCUCUUAUAUUAUUAUCAACCCUAUCAUUGUCGGUGUUAAAUAUCUGUCACGAAGCUGAAUGUAGUGUAACCAGUUCAUGGAUGGAAGAAAGGUUAUUUGACAGAGCCCGAUGUAAAGCGAACUGUUUGAAACUAUUCAGUAAUCCAAAAGAGCAAGAAGUGUUUCAUAACAAAUGGGGGAGUGAAAAAUUCAACGAUUUGAAUUGGUCAGUGUGUUUUGAAGAAUCACGUGAACGGUGUAGUUCAAGUUGCUUCAUAGCUUGUGAUCUACCACCGGCUGAAUGUUUUACACAUUGUGCUGGUUCAGCAGUUGGUUGUUAUAUUGGAUGUUUAUUAGUGAAUCAGACAUUUGAAAAACGACCUGGUGAAUGUCCUAGAGAGCUGGUAUAUUCAGUGUUUGAUUUCGAUAGAUCAGUCCUACUUGGUCAAGAUGAUCAUUCAAGCUACAGAAAACAUGAAUCGACCAACAAAUGCAUUAAUAACUGUCAGUUAGACAGUGAAUGCACAAAUCCUUUGCAAAUCUGUUGUAAAUCUGAUUGUCAUCAACAAUGUACAAAUCCAAUUUUUAACGAACUUGUUCCUCCGAUAUCAACGCAUUUAAAUUCAACAGUGUCUACAAUUAACUCAAAUAGUGUAAAAUUAUUUUGGUCAACAUUGUAUAAAAAUUUGACUAGCUCCAUUAAUCCAAUCGUGUUCAUACUUCAAGUACGAAUAUGUAUAUGUAAACAGUUUGAUGAAAACUACUCAUCGAAAUGGCAAACAUUGAUUAUGACUCAUGAAUUUGGAGCUAAUCUUGAAGCUUUCGAGCCUGGACGAUUGUAUCAAUUUCGUAUUGCUGCUGUCAGUAUUCAUGGGACAAGAGGAUUUGGUUUAAGUACAAAAGCCUAUCCUAUAAAUCCAGUACAACCAAGACCACCUGAUCCACCCAGAAAUGUUACAGAUUCAAUGUGGCGAUUGUAUUCUUCAGGUAAAAUAAGUCUUCUCUUGAAAUGGCAGCCACCGAGACACAGUGACCUUCCAGUCAGUGAAUAUCUCAUAAAUUGGUCAGUUGAUCACGGUUAUCUACAAACAGAUGGAAGGUCUCUUGAGUCAUUUAUUCAGUAUACACUAACUACCAAUGCAGAUCGUACAGAGUGCAUUUUGCAAAAUCUCAAGCCAGCAACCUCAUAUAAAAUUCAGGUAAAGGCAAUAUCUUAUUGGAAUGGCUACGGUAAUUUGGAAUCUCAGCCGAAUACAGUUUUUUUAUCAACUCAGUCAAUACAUCCAGCUUUCCAUCAGCAAAGUAUUGAUCCAGUAGAGACCCAUUUACCGCCAAAACGAGUAGCACCAACACCAAGUGGAUUCGCAAUCCAGUCAAAAUCAUCAAACUGUGAAUGCGGAUCAUCUGUACAACCUCUCCUGUUGAAGAAAAUAUUCUACGAUAGUAAUAAGUUAAAUGCUGUACUUCAAAUAAACUUCACCAUUGAGAAGGAUACUACAACUGUGAUUCAGUGGUUUCCGCAAGUUUGCAUUGAUUCAAAUGAACCUUUAUCAAAUACAGUGAGGCGUAAAGUCUUGCAGAAAUAUAAGGAUUCCGAAAUCAUUCUGGAAGAUCUAUACUUCAGUUGUCGCUAUAGCGUACGAAUUCAGAUGUAUGCUGGUAUUCUGGAUGAGAAAUACCUUAGCAUGGUAACAUCUGGGAUUUCAAUAGACAACCAGUAUUUGGAUUCAAGGGGUUUACAUUCUUGUUUUUGUACACCAUCUUGUUUAGAUGUUGAAAUAAAACAAGGUGGAUUACCGGAAAACUGUCCACCACCAGCACCAGUGCCACCGUUACCACCUACUCAACUGAAAGUAAUGCAUAUGGGCGACCUAGAUUAUCAAAUAUCAUGGGUGCAGUCAAUCAGCACUCAAGAGAGGAAAAUUAGAACUGCUGAUAAAGAUUCACGUCUUUCAUUUUCAAAUAAACUGAAAAGGAAUUCAACAAAAUAUCGUAUUAUAUGGGCACCAAGAAUACAUGAGCCAGUCGAUGAGUCUAUGUACAACGAUGAAAUUGGUUUCAGUCCGAUAAUGGAUUUACAACAGACAGAUGUUAGAGUAAUAAAUAAGGAUCAAACAUGGAUUGCUUUGAAAAAGCUGAAGCCAAAUACUUUCUAUAUUGUACGUGUACAAACCUUACUUAUCUUGCCUAAUGGUAUGGAAAGAGAAAGCAAUCCUGUAUCUGUGUAUUUUACUACUGCUGGUGAAGAGGAAAUGAAAAAUUCACAUUCAGGUAAGUAUUAUUGUUGGUGUCUGAAUAACAAUUGUAAAGAAUUACAAGUCUCUGUCUACAUUUACAUUAUAAUCGCAAAUGGUGAUCUCUCCCGACAUUCGUCCGUAGAAACCCUUAAAUCCCGAAAUGACUCCAGGUUAAUAGUGGAAUCACAGCCAAUAUCAUUCAGCUAAUCUCCUCAAUAAGUUAAAUCGAAAACAAAUUCAAUUAAUGGUAGUUUAAUAAGGUUACAUUAUUGGUCGACCUCCUUCUACGAUAUCUCCUGAGUUAACGAGUGAUUACUGAAUUCUUGAAAAAGGUAGGAAUUCCGAAUAGAUGUAAUUGUUGAAAAUAACCAGGAUCAUAAAACAUGUUUAUUGCACUAGUAACGAGCUUAUUUCUUACGAGCAUACAAUUUACUAGCACAUGUCAUUGAUUGUAGUUAGUGAAAUCAGAAUGUCAGGAAAGAAAUUAAGUUUCUGCAACCACCAACGUCAAGUUAAACGCUGUGUAGUUUAACAGUGAAGACGUCACAUCCUUCUCGAAAUGCAUGAAACCGGUCAGCACCUGCUUCAGAUAACUUGCAAUAACCUUCAGCUGUAAACAGUACAGUAAUGCAUAUUCUGAAUUCGUAACGAAGAUGUUUUCUUUUCUUUUUAUUUUUUUGAUUAUAGCUUGAUUCCACAAUGUAUUUUUGGUACAAGUAUGGAA